AUGUGGUUGCUACUUCUGUUGCAGCUUUUAUUGCUGGAUUUUUCCGUUCACGCCGCUAACGAACCUUACACAGGCAUUGACUGGAAGACCGUUGCUGGAUGUGAGGAGAAAAGAGAGGAAAAUUUUUACGUUCUCGGAUGUAAUCGAGUUUUCUACCGCUGUUAUGAUGGAAAAGCCUAUGAGUACACCUGCCCGUCGAAUCUGUUCUUCGAUCCAAGAAGGAAUCGCUGUAACCACUGGGACAAGACGAACGUAUGCGUGAAUGAGGCCGAGUACAAAAACAAAUUGGUUAGAGGAAUAAAACCAUUCGAUUGUACCGGACGUGAAGGCAGCUUUGAGCACCCUGAAAGCCCUUGUGAUAAUGUCUACUACACCUGCGUUCAUGGACGACCCGUUCGACAACAAUGCCGUGAAGAGCAUGUGUUUGAUGAGAAGACAAAUCGUUGCGAUUUCAAGCAUAACGUUCAAUCAUGUAAAAAUGUCAAAAGCAGGAAGAUAAGCGGACCAAUUGGCCCACAUCCAAUGCAUGCUUUCUCCGAUCUCAGUGCAACUUCAGGCAUUUUCCCUCCCGCACCCCCACCAUUCUCCUCUCCAAACAGUCACGACAUGUUCUGCCUAAAUCGUCCCGAUGGAGCAUACAGUGCUGGAGAUUGUCUGAAUGUAUUCUGGAAAUGUUCCAAUGGAAAAUCUUUCCAGUACCAAUGUCCUCAUGACCUCAUCUACAAUGAUUACGCCAAAAAGUGCCAGAAAAGAGAAGAUGUUCCAACUUGCGUAGACCGAGAAACUCUCCGCAAAAAUUUCGACUGCUCCACAAAGGUUGAUGGCCAUUACGAGAAGGAUCGAUGCCAACCAUACUUCUAUUCCUGUGUGGGAGGAAAAACCGAAGUACAGGAAUGCCAUACUGGGCUCGUAUUUGAUUCACGUAUUUCGGCAUGUGACUAUCCGGAAGCUUGCAGGAGUUCACAACAAACUUUCUUUGAAACACCUAUUGCUGCAGCUGAUCAUGGUUCCAUCAAUGAGAGAAAAUCAGAGCUGGGACCAUCCAUUCCCUUCCCUUGCGCUGGAGGAAAAGAUGGGCUUUUCGCUGUACAGAAGUGUUCCAAUGCAUACGUUCAGUGCCUAAAUGGUGUUUCCUACCCUAUGAGCUGCCCAGCUGGUCUCGUCUUCAACGAUGUCAAUAGACACUGCGAUUAUCUCGAUGCAUGUCUGAGCACAGUUCUCGGCAUGGGUACUCCUCUAGAUGUUCAGGAGCAUCGUGGACCGAUCAGUUUCGAAAAGAUCAGUCUGACAACUCAACUUCUUUGUCCUCAAGGACGAGAUGGACUACUCUCCCAUGGACCUUGUUCCAAGACCUAUGCUCAGUGCGUAAAUGGUACCGAAUAUGUGAUGAACUGUCCGGUUAACCUCGUAUUCAAUGGUGCUCGUGCAUACUGUGAUUAUCCCGAAUCGAUCGGCUGUCCCAGAAUAUCUUGUACCGAUGUCCCCAAUGGACCCUAUGCAGUCGGACGAUGUAGUGCUGAAUAUGUGAGUUGCUGGGAAGGAGCAAAUACGGAUUCAAGAUGUCAUGGAAACCUCAUUUUUAACCCACACAAUGGUCAAUGCGACUACCGAUAUAAUGUCCCAGAGUGCCACAGAAUGCCAAGGGCAGCCGUUGAGCCAGCACCGCUCGCUCCAGCGCCCGUCCAGACUGUCGUCAACAAGCCAAAGCCCGUCCCAGUAGUUGUUGGAAGCACAUUCUGCCUUGGGAAAAUGGAUGGUUACUACUCAGACGGAUGUUCUACAGAAUAUGGAGCUUGCAUAAGUGGCAAAUACUACAAGCUCAGAUGUCCUGGUAUCCUCAAAUUCUCGCAGACCCUGCAACGUUGUGAACCUGAAACUGAUGUCGAAGAAUGUGUAAACCAAUGCAGCUCCCGUCCCGAUGGCAUACAUCAACUCGGUUGUCAAACUAAGUACCUAGUGUGCUUCAGUGGAAAUGCGCGAAUGUUUAACUGCCCAGCUGGAUUGGUUUACCACGGACCGACUACCAGCUGCGAACAUCCAUCUCGGGUUCCUGAAUGCCGUUCUAAUUAA
Molecule: messenger RNA, 2070 nt
Organism: Haemonchus placei
Lineage: Eukaryota; Metazoa; Nematoda; Chromadorea; Rhabditida; Trichostrongylidae
Source: the annotation of a GenBank genome assembly